Molecule: messenger RNA, 1182 nt
Organism: Paramecium primaurelia
Lineage: Eukaryota; Ciliophora; Oligohymenophorea; Peniculida; Parameciidae
Source: the annotation of a GenBank genome assembly
AUGUAUUAAUUAAGUGUUUCUUAAAUUCAUUUUAAGUCUCUUGUAUAGACUUAAUUAAUGUAAAUCUCUUUCUAAUGUGGUAUAUUUUACAUAUAUAAUUUUAGCUGAUAAAAGAGAACCUCUAAGGAUUGUAACCACUUAAAAAAUAAUUAAAUAUUCUCCAUCAUGGACUUCUUCAUUUGAUCUUGGCAGAUUUGUAAUAAAUUAAUAGAUCCUUAGCUUUAAAUAUAUAUAGAAAUACAAGAUGAAGAAAGUGGAUUCAUCAAGGUUAUAGGUUUUGCAAAAUUAGAAUUAAAUGAGAUCAUGGGAAAAGAAUCUAUAUAUAAAAUAGAUUUAGAAUAAGGAAAUUAGGUAAGUAUAUUUAUUAAAUGCACAAACCCUAAUGAGAUUAGUAGAAAUUCAGUUUAAAUGUAAUCAUAAAUUUCAUGGACGAAAUCUUUAAGAACAGAGCCAAUUGUAUAAAAAAGAUAUGGAAGUCCUUAACCCUGCUCAACAAGAGUUCGAUAAGAAGUUAAGAAGGUUAAUUUGUAGGAUUUAUAACAUGUUAAAAAUAUAUAAUUACCAACUUAAAGUAUGCCAAAUUUAUCAGAAAGUAGAAUGAGUUUAUAAAAAGGAAGAGAAAGUUAUAAUAGCAAUUUUACUUAUGCAGGCUAUUCAGUAACUAAUAAGUGUUCUUAAUAUCAAUAAACAGAAAAUGCAGAUAGCAAUAUCAAAUUUAAAUAAAUGAUUAAAGAACUAUCAUUAUUAUUAAAUGUUCCAUAAGACUGUGAUGCUAUAGUAUAUGCUGUUUAGAAGGUAUUAUAGAAUUUCAGAUAAUAAAGUGAACAAUUAAUCAAAAUUUAAUGUGAUCACUAAAUCUUAAAAACUGAGUAUUAAACACUAUAUCAUCUAAAAAAUUAAAUUGAAACUAAUUAAGAAGAUUUUAAAAUGUAAAUAAAAUAGAAAUUGAAAAAUUAUAAGACUUUGUUUGAGGAGAAUGUAUAAUUAAAAAAGACAUUAAAAGAAGAUUUAAAUAAAAUUGUCGAAUUGAAUCUUAAAAUUAAAGAAUUAAAAAAAGAUGAUACUAUCCUUACAGAAGUGAAUUCUUUAAAUCAAUAAAUCAAAUUCAUAAAUUAAAGUGUCUAACAAAGUUAAUAAGAUUUUGCAAUAUUAGUUGAGGAAAUCAAUUUAAUUAAAUAAUGA